Messenger RNA from Mizuhopecten yessoensis (Yesso scallop), 645 nucleotides. RefSeq lists its product as uncharacterized. The coding region runs from base 1 to 645 and encodes 214 amino acids. The record is from RefSeq and is a predicted model, not a curated record. Gene Ontology annotation, molecular function: ribonucleoside-diphosphate reductase activity, thioredoxin disulfide as acceptor. NCBI's taxonomy places the organism in Eukaryota, Metazoa, Mollusca, Bivalvia, Pectinida, Pectinidae. The transcript has a single exon. Gene Ontology annotation, cellular component: cytosol. Gene Ontology annotation, biological process: deoxyribonucleotide biosynthetic process.
AUGUCACGCAGUAAGGACGUGUUCUGUCUCAAUGCAGAGGGCGACACGUUUAAAGCAGUAGUGCAAGAUAUCUGUCUGUACGCAAGGAAAGUGCGUUUGAAUCCGUCCGUUCGCCUUGCUCACGCGAGAGCCAUGGAAAAAACUCCCGCCAAGUAUCCGAUACGGAGAAUAGAAAUGAAAGUGACGUCCGUGCCUCGAGGUAACAUGGACUUUACCAAGGACAACCUGUUCAUAGGACAGAUGCCCAAGAGGAUCGUCCUGGGCAUGGUCGACACGGACGCUUUUAACGGUACCGCCACCAAAAAUCCUUUCAAUUUCAAACACCACAAGGUCGAUUACGUGUGUCUUAAUGUGGACGGGAAACAAAUUCCAGCCAAGCCAUUACAACCGGACUUCACGAACGGUCAGUACGUGCGCAGCUACAUGAAUCUCUAUACGAGCACGGGUAAAAUUUACCACGACGAGGGAAACAACGUGUCUCGAGAGGAAUUCGGGAAAGGAUACACCCUGUUCGGAUUCGACCUCACGGCCGAUCUGUCGGAGAUGGGCACAUUUCAUCUCAUAAAAAGCGGAAACAUGAGUCUACACCUUCAUUUCAACGAGAUUUUAACAGCGACGAUCAACGUCAUAGUGUAUGCAGUUUGA